GUGGGGGGGAGAGAAGGGGGAUGGUGUAGUGCUGAGAAAUAGCAGCGACGGCUCGGGGAUUGCAAAGAUGGGGGCUCAUCUGGCUCGUCGGUAUCUCUGGGAUGCCGAAGUGGAGCCUGAUCCGCAGAAUCUGCCGACCUUCGACAGCAAAUACGGCUUUCCGGAGCGUAAAGAACGCGAGAUGAUAGCAACACAGCACCAGAUGAAUGAUGCCCAGCUUCCUCUGCAACAGCGGGACUAUUGUGCCCAUUAUCUCAUCAAGUUGAUGAAAUGCAAGCGUGACAAUUUUCCCAAUAUUUUUGCGUGCAAACAUGAGCGCCAUGACUGGGAUUAUUGUGAGCACCUGGACUAUGUCAUGCGCAUGAAAGAGUUUGAACGGGAGAGACGCCUCCUGGCUAGAAAGAAGCGCAUUGAACAAAAGGAGAAAGCAGCAGCGGCAGAAUCGUGACCGACUUCGGGGUGCCUCUCCAGGCUUCUUUUACUCGAAGCUUGUAUAAUUCUCUCGGUCUGUUACGUUGGAAAAUAAACCUUAUAUUUAGA
Molecule: messenger RNA, 540 nt
Organism: Eublepharis macularius
Lineage: Eukaryota; Metazoa; Chordata; Lepidosauria; Squamata; Eublepharidae
Product: NADH dehydrogenase [ubiquinone] 1 beta subcomplex subunit 7-like
Exons: 3
Coding region: 68-448 (126 amino acids)
Cellular component (GO): mitochondrion
Source: RefSeq, a predicted model, not a curated record